UGUUUUGUGAGAAUUAGAAUACUUAGAUGGUGCUAUCAAUUAUAAACACAAGGAUGGAAAAGGACAAAUAUAACUAUAGAUCGGAUGCAUUUCUUGACACGAUUUAGAAGAAAUUGUAAAUACACAGUGCAAGUGUCUAAAGAUGUGAAAAACAGGAAAUUAAAUAUUCAAAAUGUUAGAUUGUUACGACAUUAUGUGUUGUUCUAGCUAUGAUAAGGAUUCAAUAUGUCAGUGGAUCGCUUGCAACAAUAUAGUAUGUGUUCGAAAAAAUUUAACUUGCAUAACUCGAGAAAGUAAUUCUCAUUAUGCAACUAGUAGUAAAUUGCCAAAUAUUAAUUUUAGUUUUAAUAAUAGUAAAAGGUUAGAAGUUGGUGAAUCUUGUAAUAAGAAAAAUCACAAAUCUUUCAAUGGUUCUAGUAAAAUCAGUGCAAUAAAAUAUAAAUUGUGUAAUACGACAUUAAACAAAUUUGAGUAUGAAGAAUGUCAUUUAUUAAGGAGAUGCUGUAAUUUAAAAUCCUCCAGUGUUUGUACAAGUUCUGUGUGUGAUAAAGUAUCUCGGACCCGACAAGCUAAUUCAGUAUGUUUUCAUCAAAGGCCAUGGGGUCAAAAUAAUAGUAGAUUUUAUUUUUUUAUUUUUUUACUUUUUAUUAUGUUUAUGAGAGUCACAGCAAAUGAACUUUCUGUGGAGACUGAUGUAGCCUUUAAAAAUAAAAGUGAUGUUUGUCGAGAUAAUUAUGACAUACGAAAUGAUCCAAAGCAAUUUAUGAGGCUGCGUGGGUGUCGAAUUAUUGAAGGAUAUUUACAAAUAUUACUAUUUGAUAAUUACAAUGAAUCAAGUUACGAUGGGAUAUCAUUUCCUGAAUUACGUGAAAUCAAUGAUUACCUUAUGUUUUACCGAGUUUUUGGUCUCAGAACGCUUUCUAAACUUUUUCCAAAUUUAGCAGUGAUAGGUGGAAAACAGAGAUUUCAAAAUUAUGCUUUAAUAAUUUAUGAAAUGCAAGAUAUGCAGGAAAUUGGACUUAUAUCACUAACUGAUAUUUUGGACGGUGCUGUCAGAAUAGAGAAGAAUCCACAAUUAUGUUAUGCAUCAACAAUUGACUGGACAUUAAUAGCCAAGAAAGCUAAAAGAGAUGAGCAUAUGAUACUGGAUAAUAAAAAUCCAAAUGAAUGCCCAAGUUGUCCAGGAGAUGAUACUGAUCUAUCUCAUGGGCUUCAAUGUCCAGAAUCUAGUUAUGAACACAAAUCUUCACGAAGAUUAUGUUGGAAUCAAAAUCAUUGUCAAAAAGUGUGUCCUGCUAUGUGUAAUGGCACAUGUGACAAUAACAAUAAUUGCUGUGAUGAGAAAUGCAUAGCUGGAUGUCCUGGAGACAGUAAAAACUGUAUUGCGUGCAAGCAUUAUAGGCUAGGGCACACAAAAGAUUUUCAAUGUGUUGAAACAUGCCCUGCCAAUACACUAGUGUUUCAAGAAAGGCGCUGCGUAACUGAACAAGAAUGCCGUGAAAUGCCUUCACCUAGAGGAGUAACACUACCAGAAUCAUCUAGUCCCCAGCAUUACAAGUCUUUUGAAAAAAGUUGUAUUCUUCUCUGCCCCAACAACUAUAUUCAGACUGAAAAACCUGAUGGAAAUUUGACUUGUGAACCAUGUUCUAAAGAAAAUGACUGUAGGAGAGAGUGUAAUGGUGGUGUUGUGAACAAUAUUGCUUCAGCACAACAAUUGAAAUAUUGCACACAUAUACUUCAGAGCCUGGAGAUAAAAAUUAUUGGAGCAAUAAAUAUUGUGAAAGAACUUGAGGAAAAUUUGGCAAUGAUUCAAGAAAUAAAUGGAUAUUUGAAAAUAGUUAGAUCGUAUCCAUUAGUAUCAUUAAAUUUUUUAAAGAGCCUAAAAAAAAUUAGAGGAUCUUCUUUAGAUAAUGGAAGGUACUCACUUGUGGUUAUGGACAAUGCAAACUUACAAGAUUUAUGGGAUUGGAAAAAACAUGGACCUAUAGAGAUCGGCAAUGGUAGUUUAUCAUUUCAUUUUAAUCCCAAGUUAUGCAAAGAUAAGAUUGAUGAAUUGAGAAAUAUGAGCAAAACGCCUCUUGAAAUCGAUCAGAAUUCAAACGGAGAUAGAGUUCCUUGUAACGUAAAACGCUUAAACGUAACUAUUGCUGCCAUAUCUCAGAAGGCUGUUUUAAUAAAAUGGGAACCAUUUCCAUAUCCAGAUCAACGUGUACUUCUAGGCUAUGUGGUAUCGCGCAUGAAGGCUCGGUAUCGAAAUGUUACAGUAUACGAUGGUCGCGAUGCUUGUGGUGGUGAUGGAUGGAUUGUCGAAGACGUAGCUAAUCAGCCUCAAGCAAGUGAAUUUCUUCACAUAUUUACACAUCUCGAAUCCUACACUCAAUAUGCUUUCUACGUUAAGACGUACACUAUAGCUUCAGCUGUAGAAGGUGGCCAAAGUCCGGUUCUUUAUUUUACAACCUUACCCGAUCAGCCAAGCCCACCUCAAAAAAUGACGGUACAUUCAAACUCAAGUUCUGAAAUUGUUGUCAAAUGGGAACCUCCAAUAACACCGAAUGGAAACGUAACUCAUUACAUUAUCGAUGUUAAAUAUCAACCUGAUGUCAACGACAGAAAUUAUUGCAAAGACGGUUAG
This is a messenger RNA of Ctenocephalides felis (cat flea), 2632 nucleotides long. It is a transcript of the gene Sdr, whose product is annotated as insulin-like peptide receptor. The transcript is spliced from 12 exons. Lineage: Eukaryota; Metazoa; Arthropoda; Insecta; Siphonaptera; Pulicidae. The coding region runs from base 173 to 2632 and encodes 819 amino acids. The record is from RefSeq and is a predicted model, not a curated record. Gene Ontology annotation, molecular function: protein binding.